Dinoponera quadriceps is the source of this 924-nucleotide messenger RNA. RefSeq lists its product as uncharacterized. Lineage: Eukaryota; Metazoa; Arthropoda; Insecta; Hymenoptera; Formicidae. Gene Ontology annotation, biological process: sensory perception of smell; detection of chemical stimulus involved in sensory perception of smell. The transcript is spliced from 5 exons. The coding region runs from base 1 to 924 and encodes 307 amino acids. The record is from RefSeq and is a predicted model, not a curated record. Gene Ontology annotation, cellular component: plasma membrane. Gene Ontology annotation, molecular function: odorant binding; olfactory receptor activity.
AUGCGAAUGAGCACGUUCAGUCGGACAGUGAAGGCCGGGCUCCGCUUUUUCGGCAUCUGGCCGUAUUUACCGUUGACCUGGCUGACCCGAUCGUACUGGAUCAUAUCGUUCGUUACGGCCCAGGUUUUUCAAUAUAUCUACGUAGUCAACAACGAACCGAGUAGCUUCUCCGAGUUCAUGGACGGAGUGGGCAGCACGGUGACGCAUUCAUUCACGCUGAUAAAACUCAUUAUCCUGUGGGUCAAUCAAAGAAAAUUCAAAGACAUAUUGCAAAUGAUGACAGCGGAUUGGCAGAAUCAUACGUCGAAACAUCAACACCUGAACAUCAUGACAAAAACGGCAUUCCUCGCAAGCCGCAUGUCCAGGAUAAUCGUAGGCUGGAAUCUUUGCUCCGUGGUUAUGUAUAGUCUUGGGGCCAUCGCUGCCAACGUGGGCAAUCCCGAGAAAUGGAAGCCGUACAAUCGGGAGCUCAUUCUUAAAAUGAAAUUCCCAUUUGAGAUUAGCACGCAUACUAUUUAUGUAGUUGUCACGUUGGUCCAGUUUAUCCAUUUGGUGUUCAUUGGCUUCACUUUGGGCAUCUUCAACUCACUUCUCGCUACUCUGUCGCUCAAUGAGCCCAACGCCGCGGCGAUUUUGGUGAAAUGUAUCAUGUUCUACAUCUCGAUGAACUUUGAAGUGUUUUUAUACUGCUACGCCGGCGAGUACCUGAGCGCUAAGAGUAAACUGAUCGGCGACGCAGCAUAUGAUUCUCUCUGGUAUAACGUCGCGGCGAAGAACCGUCGGAUCGUGUUGUUCGUAGUUUUGAGGUCACAGAAACGUCUGACAAUUACAUGCGGGAAGGUCAUGGACCUCACUUUGGAACGAUUCACUAGCGUUAUGAAGGCAUCGGCGUCGUACAUAUCGGUGCUUUUGGCGAUGUACUGA